Messenger RNA from Pelmatolapia mariae (spotted tilapia), 8175 nucleotides. RefSeq names its product exocyst complex component 6 (gene exoc6). Gene Ontology annotation, biological process: exocytosis; intracellular protein transport; Golgi to plasma membrane transport. Gene Ontology annotation, cellular component: membrane; exocyst. The record is from RefSeq and is a predicted model, not a curated record. The coding region runs from base 10 to 2448 and encodes 812 amino acids. NCBI's taxonomy places the organism in Eukaryota, Metazoa, Chordata, Actinopteri, Cichliformes, Cichlidae. The transcript is spliced from 24 exons.
AUAACAAUCAUGGCGGACAGUGAAACCCUGGAGUGCAUAACGGAGCACGAGCGGAUUUUACAGGAAAUUGAAAGCACCGACACAGCUUGUGUCGGUCCUACUCUUCGGUCUAUUUAUGAUGACCAACCCAAUGCCCACAAGCGCUUCAUGGAAAAGCUUGAUGCCAGGAUAAGGAAUCAUGACCGUGAGAUUGAAAAGAUGUGCAAUUUUCACCACCAAGGGUUUGUGGAUGCCAUCACAGAGCUCCUCAAAGUCCGUGCAGAUGCAGAAAAACUGAUGGGCCAAGUGACAGACACUAAUCGAAGGCUACAAGAUGCAGGCAGGGAGGUGACAGCUCAGACAGAGGAGGUGAUUCGCUGUCGGGUCCAGCAGAGGAACAUGGCGACCACUGUGGAGAAACUCCAACUCUGUAUACCAGUGCUAGAAAUGUACAGCAAGUUAAAGGAGCAGCUGGAAUCCAAAAGAUAUUAUGCUGCACUAAAAACCAUGGAGCAGUUGGAGAAGGUCUAUAUCCCAAGGGUCAGUCAGUACAGGUUCUGUCAGAUCAUGGCUGAAAAUCUGCCCAGACUGAGAGAGGAGAUCAAAGACAUCUCCAUGUCAGACCUCAAAGACUUCCUGGAGAGCAUUCGGAAGCAUUCAGACAAGGUUGGAGAGACUGCCAUGAGACAGGCACAGCAGCAUAGGACCUUUAACAGUGCAGUAGCCAAGCAGGCCAGUAUGGGCCACUACAUCAAGCCCGUGUACUCUCUCAAUGAGCGAACACAUGCUCACACUCCCAACGGCCUGCUGAUGGAUGAUGACACUGGAGAUGAUGAGGCUGAUGAAGAGAUUCUUACAGCUCAGGAUCUGGUGGACUUCUCACCCGUCUACAGGUGUCUACACAUCUAUACUGUGUUGGGUGACCGAGAAACAUUUGAGAACUACUACAGGAAACAGAGGAAAAAACAGGCCCGGCUAGUUCUGCAGCCUCAGGCUAACAUGCAUGAGACAGUGGAAGGCUACAGAAGAUACUUCAAUCAGAUUGUAGGGUUCUUUGUUGUAGAGGACCAUAUCCUCCAUGCCACUCAAGGGCUGGUGACCAGAGCUUUUACUGAUGAACUGUGGAACAUGGCGCUGUCCAAGAUCAUCGCUGUUCUCCGGACACACUCUUCAUACUGUGACGACCCAGACUUGGUGCUGGAGCUGAAGAAUCUUAUAGUCAUCUUUGCUGACACACUACAGGGUUACGGCUUCCCGGUAAACCGUUUGUUUGACCUGCUGUUUGAGGUUAGAGACCAGUACAACGAAACCCUGCUGAAGAAAUGGGCACUGGUUUUCAGAGAGAUCUUUGAACUGGACAACUACAGUCCCAUCCCAGUGGAGACAGAGGAGGAAUAUAAACUGGUUGUCAGCCGCUUUCCCUUCCACGAUGCUGAGAUAGAGAAGCAGGACUUUCCUAAGAAGCUGCCAAUGUCCCAGUCUGUCCCUCAGAUCUACACCCAGGUCAAAGAGUUCAUUUACGCCAGCCUCAAGUUCUCAGAGUCACUACACCGCAGUUCAACAGAGAUUGAUGACAUGUUGCGAAAAUCUACCAACCUGUUGCUGACAAGAACUCUCAGCAGUUGUCUGCAAAACCUUAUCAAGAAACCUCACAUAGGACUGACUGAGCUGGUACAGAUCAUCAUUAAUACCACCCACCUGGAGCAGGCCUGCAGGUAUCUGGAGGAAUUCAUAACAAACAUCACCAACGUCUCCCCAGAAACAGUUCACACCACAAGACUCUACGGAUUGUCGACCUUCAAGGAUGCUCGUCAUGCUGCAGAGGGAGAGAUUUAUACCAAACUGAACCAGAAGAUCGAUGAGUUCAUCCAGCUAGCAGACUACGAAUGGGGCAUGGCUGAGUCUGACGGCCGUGCCUCAGGGUAUCUCAUGGACCUGAUCAACUUCCUACGAUCUACCUUCCAGGUGUUCACACACCUCCCGAAUAACAACAAUGAUCAUGCAUCAAUGUCGGGAAAAGUGGCCCAGACAGCUUGUAUGUCGGCCUGCAAGCAUCUGUCCACAUCACUGAUGCAGAUGCUGUUGGACACGGAACUCAAACAGAUCAGUAUGGGGGCCAUUCAGCAGUUCAACUUAGACGUUAUUCAGUGUGAAUUGUUUGCCAGCUCAGAACCAGUGCCUGGGUUUCAAGGAGAUACUCUUCAGCUGGCCUUCAUCGAUCUACGACAGCUCCUGGACCUCUUCAUGGUGUGGGACUGGUCAACUUACUUGGCAGACUAUGGCCAGCCAACAUCCAAAUACCUGAGAGUAAAUCCAGCCACUGCCCUGGCUCUGCUGGAAAAGAUGAAGGACACCAGUAAGAAGAACAACAUCUUCUCCCAGUUCAGGAAGAAUGACAGAGACAAACAGAAGCUGAUAGAGACUGUAGUCAAACAGCUGAGGAGUCUGGUCAAUGGCAUGUCCUCUUAAACCCACACACACACACACACACACACAGGCAGGAGUGAUGUGUGUGAAACAAGAGACAAAAAGAUGUAAACAUGAAUGGAGUCACAUGCACGUGUUGAACUGCCAACAGAAGGACUUUUUCGCAUAUGUAAAAACAACAACACACCAAAUGGCAAAGACACACUUGUGAACCACGCGGGGAAUUCUAGGGACAGAUACACAGCUUACAAGUACACACAAGUCACACACACAGUUUACAUGAAGGCAAAGCAAUAGACAAACUGUACAGAGUGCAGGAAAUCGACUCUGCAAACACAUAAAGUCUCCUUAGCUGACUGAAUACUCGACGUAUAAACGGCAUACAGCAGUUUACUGAACUCCACACAGGAACAAGCAGUAAAAUGUUUGUAAAGUAUUUUUAAUGCAGACGAUGAGACGAACUAUGUUUUGUACUUUUGUGGGAGUGCAAUGGUUGCUGCAGAGCGAGAACGCUACAGCACAGGAAAUGACAGGCACAACUAUUGGGACGAUGAGGUCAAAGGUCAGUAACACCAGUGAAUGGCACCAAUCACUACCUGAUGCUUUGUCAGACACAUUUAUAAACCGAAGCCAUGUGCAGUAAGUUUAUCUGCUGGUUAACCUAGUCAGUAAAAACCAGCUGUUUGGAGGAGUGUGGUCGUUAACGAGUAAAUAUUUCAGCCCAUACUAACCUGCUGAAGUCCUCUUCUUUCUUUUUGUUGUUGUGCAUUAAGAUGAGCCUCAUUUUAGCUGAAAACAUAUUUCCACAGACACUCAGUGUCUGAGCUUAGACUCAUGCAGCUGAUUCUGUUUAAAAUGUAAAGAAAAGCAGAACUAAUGACAUAUCAGAUAUUUAAACUGAACAAAUGUACCAUUUUAAGAAUAAUAGCACAUUUUGAAUUUGAUGGCACAUCUUUAAAAAGUUUUGAAAAGACAGAUGUUUCCCACUGUGUGAAGCUGUGCUGCUGGAAUAGCUGCAGUAUGUGGUUUAGUAUUGUCCUGCUGAAAUAUGCAGGUCUUUCCUGAAAAAUACGUCCUCUGUUGCUCUAAAACCUGUAUACACCUUCCUGCAUUGAUGGCCUCUCCAGAUGUGCCAGCUGCUGAUUCCAUAGGCAUUAAUGCAGCCCCACACCAUCAGAGAUGAAGGCUGAGUGCUGGUAACAAAGCAGAUUCUCCCUCCCGUCUUUAGUCCAAACAUGGCAGUAAGAAUGUCAUUUUGGCUGACCUCAGAACAGUUUCCCACUUUGCCUCAGUCCAUUUUAAAUGAACGUUGGUCCAGAGAGGACAGCAGAGUGUCUGCGUCGUGUUCACAUGUGUGAUUUGUGGAUGGCAGAGUGAGCUGUGUUCCAGCUGAAACCCGAGUUUCAGCUGGAACACAGAGAUUUCUCUGAAUCUUUUGAUGCUGUUAUUACUCUGGAUCAGACGUUCACAGUCUUCAGUCUUUUGCAGCGCAGUACAUUAUUCUGAUAUUGUUCUGUUAAUUGUACACGUAGUUUCUUGCAGAUUGGUGAUCCUCUUUACCUGGUCAUGUUACUGACCUGUUGCCAGGUAGCUCCAGCUGUUCCUUUGUUAGAUCACUUACUUUUCAGCUUUUGUUGCCCUGUCUCACAUUUUGCUGCUGCCAUCAAAUUUAAAAUGAGCUACUAAUGUUCUUGAAAUAGUCAAAUGUUUAAGUUUAAAUAUUUGAUAAGUUUUCUGUGUUAUAUUGUGAAUAAAAUACAAAUGGUUGUAUUCUGGUUUUAUUUACAUUUCAGACAAUUGAAAUGUGGGAAUCAUACUGUGAAGCAGAUCUGUAAUAACGAUGAAGAUGAUGCUUAUCUUUUCGUGUGUUGGUUUGUGUUUCUGGUUAGAUACUACAUCACAACAAUAAAGGUGCAGCAGUUAGUGCUGUGUACUCACAAAGAAAGGUUCACAUCACAGCUGGGCCCUGUGUGUGUGACGCUGGCAUGUUCCCCCUGCUCUGAUACUUUGUUAGAAUGGAAAGAAGACAUGUUGGAGUCACAGUGAGAGACGGUUUAAGAGUCUGACUUUGUUAAGUGUCUACAAUCCUUUCAGCACUGCUGCACUGAGAAGUCCACAUCACAGCUGGGCCGAUUCCAUCCACAGGUUUCAGUUAUAACUGUAGACCUCAAAGCAAGUUUGUGCUGAGAUUUGAACUUCAGUUUGACUUUUCAGCUGGGCCUUAUGUGAAAUAGUCAUUUAGACUAUUAUGACACAUUAUGAAUUGUCCUUUAUAACUCAGACCAUCACCAGCUGUGCUGAAGACAUGGUCUGUGCUUUAUUCAUUACACCUAAGCAGUACUGGUAACAAUGUUUCUUUGUAUCAACCACUUAAACAUUUAUAAAUUAAAAUCAUAACUUUUCUGCCUGAUGCUCAGCCUCGUUGGCCAUUCCACUCGUCUGCGUAAAACUGCAGCCACACUCGAAGUAAGUGCAGCGACGCGGUGGCCAGAAGUGACUACCAAUGAGAGUGCAGGUUACCACUGAUUUAAAACACAUUAGCUAACCAGAGUGAGGAGUGUAUGCAAGCGACCAGCCAUCAGCAUCACAGCGAUACAUGACGAGCAAAUCCUUCCCAGUGUGGCUUAAAGCUGCACGUGUGCCUGUCAUGUACGGCCUGGUUCGCUACUUUACUGACUUUGACCAACUCCAGAGGGGUUUGAAUGGGCUUGUAUCGUGUUAGGGUGAGCAGGUGCUUAAUGAAUGAAUGAAUUUCUAGAAGUUCAUUAAAAAUGUAGUAAACUUUCAUGUAGUAAAAACGUCUCCCUGCUUCGUGUUUCUAACCUUCCUGCGUAUGAAUGUGUCAUGUCAUGUGACCCCGACAAAGACCAGAUGACGUUCAUCGUCCCAAUACUUCACCUGUUGUUGCUGUAGCUCUGGUUCUGUGACAGGAAAGAGAAGCUGAGGUGAUUGAUGAAAAACAGAUGAGUGGAUGAUGAUGUCUUCAGAGACUGAUGUUCAUGAAAAAGUGAUGUUUUAUUGAACUUGGUGGUGUUUGCUGUUGUUUGCUUCUUCUGCCUGACAUUGUGAGUUUAAGCCAACCCUGAGACAGUGACUGAACAUGCAGGAGCUCAGUGUGUGCUUACAUGAGAGAACAGCAGAGGGACGAGCCUGGGACUGAAGUUCUCACCUGUCCAUGGAGUCUCUGCAUAUUUAAAUGAUUUGACCUGUCUUAUAUAGAUACACAUGUUGCACAACAUAAUACAAGGCUUGAUACCAAAUAGUUUGAUUCGUUACCACAAAAACAAGAUCGAUGCUGGUCAGGUCUUUGCAGCUUGUUGCACUGGAUUGUAUUACAUUGUGCAGGUGUAAACAUCUGGAUUUGUUAAGGCCCUAAUAAGGGUUGAUGAAGACUUUAGGCUGAAUUUGUGUGACACUGUAAGAAACAGCCCUGUUAAUGUGUAUGCAUGUGAUGCCACCAUAUAAGAAAUUCACUACAGUCAUAGCAAACUAACACCUGGUAUUAAUAUGUGGCUUGUGUCUGCAAUAUGUUUAGUAUAAAUGCAAGGAGAACACACACGAGUCCGACUGUUACUGGAUCAGCUGGAUCACCUCUGUAGGUGUAAAUGUAACGUGAUUGUGAAGCCAGUGUUUUAAAACUGGCCGCGAUAAGCGAGGGGCAGAUCUAAGAAACAGAAGGAUGCUAACGGUUUGUUAGCCAACAUUGUACCCUGGUUGAUCCUCCCGUCUGCCUCUAAAGGACGCCAUAUUUAACAGAAUGAACACGUAGGCUAGUGACUAAAACUAAUCAGGAAAGUGUUGGCUGGGGCUUAUUUUUCCAUAGACUUCUAUACAAGUAUUUCGUCUCCUGCUGACCACAGAGGUUCUUUUUAGACCCGGAGGCUACAUCCAACCUGCAAGUUUUAUAAACUGAGGCACUGCACUACAGUAAACCAACUAUGCAUGUGUCCUUCAGGCUGAUUCCAAGCAACCUGAAAAAGUAUGAUGCCAGUAACUACUACUCUGUGGUGUUUGUGGUGUCUGCAGCUGACCGUGUGCACCAUCCACAAGGGAGCAAGACUGCACGAGGUCGACGACGUGGGUCAUUCAUACAAGAUCCACUCGACCUCCUUAAUAUCACUUAAUUAUUCUUUAUGAUUUCUUUAGCAUAUUCUAAAACCUCAAAAGCUCAGCAUGAUUUUUUCCCAUAACCAGCUUUGCACAUUAGAUUAUAUAGAAAUGAUAUAUUAGAUUUAAUGUGAAGUUUAAAAUGAACUGUUUAUCAUUUUGAAGAAGAGCCUGGUACCUGAACGUGGGUAAAAAGGACAAAUUCAUACAACAUUUUGGCCAGAUAACUACCUGCAUCAGAGCAGUUCUAAUAUCCAGGUUGCCGGUGCUCUACACCACAGACAGUAAAGCAGGCCUGCCUGUGUCCGCAUCAGCACAUGUUAAUACCAGGUGGCGAUGGAGGCUACGUUUCCUCAUCACGUCGAGCUGGUGUCGCCCACAGCUGAAAUCACGCCCCGGCAUUACUGGGCCUGUCCGUGGUGCUGAGGGUGGUCAGGUGGACUCUUCACAUUAACUCUUCUCAUACAACCCACCCAAAAUAUUUGAUUCACGCUCACAUGGAAACGAGCUCCACGGGGGAUCGUAAUGUAAAGUUGAUUUUAAGUGCACAUAUUUAAUCGCUCAGUGGUCGUUGUGUUCUCUUCUUUUUCUUUUUGUUUCUCAGGGUGAAAUCAAGCUUUAGAAUCACUUAACACACAAAGCACAGCAAUAAUGAAUUGGUUCCUUUACAGCAUCACAGGCAGGUUGACAUUUUGUAACAAGACUGUUUCUAUUCUGUUUGUGUUUGGGCUCUAUUUCCUCCUCUGCAGGUGUUUUUGCACUGUAAAUGAGUUUUUUUCCUUUUAUGAUUCAUUAUUUGCCUUUUUUAAUGGUUACUUGUAAAUGCCAAUGUAUAUAUUGGAUAUUUUGUAAAGAAAAUAUUACAGCAGCCUGUCUGCUUUAGAGAGAAUGUGAGGUUGACGGUGUCAUAUGAACCUCCAUCAACAGCUAAAGUAAAUAUGUAAUUAAUAAGAGUUUGAAUUUGCAUUUGUUCCUUUCCUGUUAAAUGCAGCUGAGUGCAAUAUGAGGACCUGAGUGAUUGAAGUUGGUACCUUCUCUUCACACAACUGCAUGAUUAAAAUGUAAAGAGCUGGCUCCUGCUCCAGCAUACAUCCCAUAUGAACUGUGUAAAUAGGGUCCCAUGCAUUUCUGCAGAGUUUCUCUCUGGGUUUCAUCACACCAGUCACACCAUUGCUUCUGCUGGUUUGAAAGUAGCUACAGCACCUGUGUCGCAAUAUAAAUAAAACCCAACUUUCAUACAAACACAGCCUGUACUGGUCAUAGCUGAUGUAAGCUGGAAACACAGUUCCAUGUCCUGAUGUCCAGCAAGUCAGCAAACUCAAAUGGGUGGAAGGAUUCAAGGUCUGACCCCCGGAUUUUAAAGACGGGGACCACAGUAAUCGGGUCGGGGCAGCAGAAUGGGGAGCGUGACUCUUGAGUUAUUGGCACUGACCACUGGUCUACCACAUCUAAGAUUAAGGCCUAAUGAAUGUAGGUGAUUUCGAUUUAGUUUUAGCACAGAGGAGUUUGUUUUCUCUUGUCAUUUGCAGACGUAAAGAGAGGGUACAUUUGAAUAUCCAAAGGAAUCCUUGCUUUGUCAUUGUUCUCAGUAAGAAAUGCAGACUGAGAUGUUGUUUCCCUGAAUUUGUUGUUUUUAUUUUGUGUGCUGUAAUAAAAGGUUAU